Messenger RNA from Malassezia restricta, 1314 nucleotides. Its product is annotated as peroxisome-assembly ATPase. The transcript has a single exon. NCBI's taxonomy places the organism in Eukaryota, Fungi, Basidiomycota, Malasseziomycetes, Malasseziales, Malasseziaceae. Gene Ontology annotation, biological process: protein quality control for misfolded or incompletely synthesized proteins. The coding region runs from base 1 to 1314 and encodes 437 amino acids. The record is from RefSeq and is a predicted model, not a curated record. Gene Ontology annotation, cellular component: cytoplasm; mitochondrion. Gene Ontology annotation, molecular function: ATP binding; ATP hydrolysis activity.
AUGUACGAGCGCAAGGUGCGAGAAGGCACAAUCCAGCGCGAUGAUUUUCAGCGCCAGAUUGUGUCGAUACUCGAUCGUUUGCACUACGAUUUACGCACAUACAAGCAGCCGCCUGUGCCGGAUGUCGAAGCAUGCCUGGACGCGACCACUUCGACUUCGUGGGGGCUAUGGGGAUCGCUGACGAGUUGGUUUUCGCAGAACACGCACGGUGAAGCGUCGUGCCCUUCAUUUCGCCCUGCCGGCACGCCACAGGGUCUGUACUUAUAUGGUGACGUCGGCACUGGUAAGAGCAUGCUGAUGGACUUGUUCUAUCACACAUUGCCCACGAAUAUCACGCGCAAGCGCCGAGUCCAUUUUCAUCAGUUUAUGAUCGAUGUGCAAAAAAGCUCCCAUACCUUCAAGGCACGCUACCGGGACAAGGGACAUGACGACGUGGAUCCUAUUGAGCCGGUGAUUCGCGAUAUUGCACAAAAGGCCGAGGUGCUAUGCUUUGAUGAGUUCCAGGUCGUGGACAUCGCUGACGCCAUGAUCUUGCGUCGUCUUCUCGAAGGCCUAUUGCGCUAUGGCGUCGUGAUUGUCACCACCUCGAAUCGGCAUCCCACAGAGCUCUACAAAAAUGGUAUCCAACGCUCGAGCUUUAUCCCAUGCAUUGAGCUGAUCGAGUCACAGUACCACGUCGUGUCACUCAACUCGGGCACAGACUACCGCAAGGUGCCACAGAAGCGCUACCAAACAUACUUUACCCUGUCGGACUCCCAAGGCGCCGCAGAGUAUGAGCAGCUGUGGCAGGAGCUGACCCAAUCUGAGCCUGUGAUGGAGAAUCGCUCGCUGUCAGUGUGGGGCCGCUCGCUGCAAGUGCCGAAGAGCACGUCGCGUGUCGCCCGCUUCACCUUUCUGCAGCUGUGUGGCGAGCCACGCAGUGCCGCUGACUAUAUUGCGCUAUGCAAAGAGUUCCACGCCUUUUUUAUUGACGAUAUACCACAUAUGAACCUGGACAUGCGUGACUGGGCCCGGCGCUUCAUUACGUUUGUGGACGCCGCGUACGAAAGCAAGGCCCGUCUGUUUUGCACGUCAGAAGUCGAGAUCAUGAAGGUGUUUAGCAACACGACGACAUGGGACGAGAUGUCGUCGAGCCAGAUGCGUGUGCUCAUGGACGACCUCAACAUGGACAUGAGCGACGUUGGCAACUCGUCCAUCUUCAGCGGCCACGAAGAGCUGUUUGCGUUUGCGCGUCUCUUGUCGCGACUCAGUGAGAUGCAAACGAAGCCGUAUGCUGACAUGUCGGCUCAACUAUAUCAUCUAAACGCGUCGUAG